Messenger RNA from Fonsecaea nubica, 1647 nucleotides. RefSeq lists its product as hypothetical. The transcript is spliced from 3 exons. NCBI's taxonomy places the organism in Eukaryota, Fungi, Ascomycota, Eurotiomycetes, Chaetothyriales, Herpotrichiellaceae. Gene Ontology annotation, molecular function: flavin adenine dinucleotide binding; NADP binding; N,N-dimethylaniline monooxygenase activity. The record is from RefSeq and is a predicted model, not a curated record. Bases 1 to 1647 code for a protein of 548 amino acids.
AUGGGCUCAAUUGCGGCGCCAAGUGACUGGCGGGCCUCGGACAAUCUUGAGCUUGAAGCAUUGGUCGUCGGAGGAGGUUUCAGCGGUCUGUAUACCUUGUACAAACUCCUCGACGCCGGGAUCGACGCGAAGCUCCUCGAGGCAAGCGAUCAGUUGGGUGGUGUCUGGAACUACAACCGAUACCCCGGCGCGAGAGUCGACUCGGAAACCCCUUACUACCAGUACAGCAUCCGCGAGGUGUGGAAGACGUGGAACUGGAGCGAGCGGUUCCCCGGACACGAGGAGCUGCGGAGGUACUUUGACCACGUGGCGACCGUGCUUGGACUGUACGACCACAUUGCGUUUGGGCAGAAUGUUGUUGGGUGCGAUUUCGACAGCGAUGCCAAACAGUGGGUGGUCAAGACGGAGCAGGGAAAGACCGUCAGGUGCCGAUACUUGAUCGCGGCCGUCGGGUCGUCGUAUAAGAAGCAUUUUCCGGAUUUCCCGGGUCUCAAGGACUACAAGGGCGUCCUGUUGCAUGCGGCGGCGUUUCCUGAAGGGGAGUUUGACUUCUCUGGGAAGGACGUCGCAAUUGUCGGACAAGGUGCUACGGGGCUGCAGAUCACACAAGAAGUCUCCAAGAAAGCGGCUAACCUGACCGUGUUCAUUCGGACGCCAAACACGGCGUUUCCGAUGUAUCAGCGCAAGAUGUCGGCCGAAGAACAGAACCAAUAUAAAUCCAUCUACGACCAUCUGUUCAAGGUGUGCCGCGAGUCCCGUUCCGGCCUCCCUUACUGGUCGGACGGAAAGGGCACGAAAGACCUCUCCGCGGAGGAACGCGAGAAACGUUGGGAAGAGCUGUGGGCUCGGGGUGGGUUCAACUUCUCGAUCGGCGGGUUCCGUGACGUCCUGUUCGACCAGGAGGCGAACGACUUGAUGUAUGACUUUUGGAAGAAAAAGGUACGGGCGAGGAUCAGCGACCCCCGGAAACGAGAGAUCAUGGCGCCGGAAAUCCCGCACCACCCGAUAGCGACGAAGCGGCCCAGUUUGGAACAGGACUACUACGAGUGUAUCGACAGGCCGAAUGUCGACCUUGUCAGCCUCAAGGAGACGCCGAUCCAGAAGUUUGACAGCGACGGGAUCGUGACGACGGACGGCAAGCAUCGUAAGCUGGACGUCGUGAUACUGGCGACGGGCUACGAUGCCAUUACCGGCAGCUUCACGGAUAUGGGCUUGAGAGACGUGAAUGGCCUCGACAUGAAGGAGAGGUGGAAGGAUGGGGUGCGUACGCACUUGGGCAUGACGUGUCCGGGCUUCCCGAACAUGUUUAUGGUCUAUAGCCCUCAAGCGCCAACGGCUCUGGCAAACGGCACAACGAUCGUCGAGGUCCAGGGCGACUGGGUGGUCUCGACAAUCCUGAAGAUGAAGAAGGAGGGCAUUCUGACCAUCGAGGCCAAGCCAGACGCGGCAGAGAAGUGGGCAGCCGACAUCCAGGAGAUGAACGAGAAGACACUCUUCCCACUGACGAACUCGUGGUACAUGGGGGCGAAUAUCCCAGGCAAGAAACGGGAGCAGCUGAAUUAUCUUGCGGGUUUGAAUGUUUACGAGCAGGCGUGUAAGGAGGCCCAGAAGCAGUGGACUGGGUUCGAGACCGUUCUUGCCAUAUAG